Molecule: messenger RNA, 7319 nt
Organism: Procambarus clarkii (red swamp crayfish)
Lineage: Eukaryota; Metazoa; Arthropoda; Malacostraca; Decapoda; Cambaridae
Source: RefSeq, a predicted model, not a curated record
AGUGGGUGCGUAGUGGCCAUGUUGAGCAGCAGGUGAGAACUUGUAUGGAGGCGUGGGGCCCGCACUCUCUCCUCUCCUGGGGCUCUCCCUCGCCUUGACACCCCGUGUCAUGCACUCACAAGUAAGAAACUGGUGUUGCUUUCCAUGGUUGAAUAAGUAAUCCAGCAGCGUGCAUCUUCACAUGGAAGGGCGUCUGGACCCACACGUACGAAGUUGUCACAAAUCUGUAUCUUCUCGGAGCACACACAAACGCCUUAAGAAAACUAAAAGAACAAAGCACCAAAAUGUAAGAAAAGCAAAUCAUGGCAGAAGUGUGUUCAAAUGGGCAUUAGGCACUCUCUACUCUGCAGUGUAUGAGCACCGCUGGGAGGAUGCUUUUAAGCUAUUGCCAUGUGUCGUCAUCCGUAUGAGCAAUGAUGUGCCUUAUGAUUUCCUCUGGAGGGUGGCGGAUGUUAUAACCCGAAACGCUACUGGUAUUUCUGCGAAUCGUAGGCAGCAGUUACGAAGAUAUGUUUGUUCUCUGAAAGGGAAAAUUCAUGAUGUAGUACUUGAUACAUUAUCCCAGGAUCUUCAGACAGCAAGUGAUGCUGAUAUAGAUAAUUUAAUACAAAUGGAUGACGACUUUCGUCAUCUACAAAAUUGUAGGUGGACCUCUCUUGGUGAUCGUGAACGACUGCAAGGACUUUCAGGAGGAUUUAUUGGCCGAAUCUUUUAUCAACGCUGGAAGAAUUGCCAGGCUGAAGAAAAUCAUCUUGUCAAGUUGCAGGAUGAUAGAGUGUCUAGUUCGCAGUCUCCUGAUAAAGAGUGUCCACCCACCCCUGGAAACCUUGAAGGACAAGAGCUGGCGCCUGGAACAAAUUGUAAAGUUCUAGCCAAACAAGCACAUUCAACUAUCCAGAAGGCUGUGUCAGAUCUUAACGAACCUUGUGAGUGGUUAAUGGAGCAGUACCUGGACCUUGAGUGUGAGCUGUAUGGUACCGAGACAGCUGUUAAUAAACUUGAGGCAUACGUAGAGAAGAAUACUGAUCAUUUGCCUGCUCAUCGAUUUUCAUAUCAUUUUUAUAAGAAUAAAGUUCCAAAUAGCAAUAAAAACCAGAUCAAAGCACUUCAGAAAAUCUCCAAGAUGUGUUCGGAUGAUCCUCUUGUGCUGGAAUAUGUUGAUCUUAUCCUGAAAAGGGCUGAACAUGAUAUAUUUGUGCCUUAUGGUCAGCAAGAAGAUGCAGACAGUGAUAGUGGCCUUGAUGCAUGGGAAAAUGUUGAAACAAGGCCCAUUGCCAAGAAGGAAAAUACACCACCCUGCUUCCUUAAGUCAAAUGAAAAUGUCAAUGCCUUGAAGAGCUGUCUCCAUCUUCUUACCACAAUGUUGGAAUAUAAGGAGCUAAUAUGGAAUCUUCAACCAUGGCAAAGACUGACAACCAUACUUCGAAGAUUUUAUGUAGCGUGGUUAAGGUGUUGGUCCUGUUCACUAUGCAAGAAGUCUCGUACAUUAGUAGAUGCUGUUGGACAAAGAAUGACAGCUUUGUGGAGACACUAUGUUUGGACAUCACCACCAGCACUUAUUCCUCUGGAGAAGGCCCAAGUUCUUUUUCAUCAUGCUUAUGCAGCUUAUAUUUUUUGUUACAGUGUGGACUAUAUAUUAGAAAUCAAAAGUGCCUUGUUUUCAAAUGGCUACAAUAACUUAGCACUUGAAUUGGAAGAUUCUAUAUGUUAUCCUGGUCCUUUCUUGAAGAAAUUCAUCUGUUACUCAGAUAUUAAAAGAACAAGGCUUCUUCAUGUGGGAAUGGAAACCACCUCCAGCAGUUACCUUUAUAAGAAAGGAAGUUCUGAGCUGCACUUGAUAUCUUCUCCAGUUGAAGACACUAAUGGUACUGAAGAAUGUGAUUCAACAGAAUAUUUUGAGAGUAUGUGUGAAGAAAAUGAUAAUGAAGGGACAAGGAAUGAUAUAGAUCCUUUAUCUUUGAAUAAUGAAACUGAAGUGAACUUCACUACAGGUCUUGGGAUUGACUUUCUGGAAUUGCAGUGUUCACGACGUUUAACAAAUUGUGAGGGUGGCAAAGAUGUAUCAUUUAAUGAGCAAGAUAUCAUCACAAGUACUCAGAUAAAAGCAGAACAUGCGGUGUCCUCACUACCUUCUAAUCUAGCUUUAAAUCCUGCCCAUAAUGGAAGUUUUAUUGGAUUAAUAAGUUGUGUGGCAGAUGGUGACAGUUUACGUAUGAAAAGCAUUGGCAAUGGUAUUAAACCAUCUGAUAACCAGAAGAAAAGACUAAAGCAUAGUGAAAUUGAAACCAGUAUUAGCAUGGAAGAUGUAAGCUCGGAAAAUAUUUCUCGAAACGCAUUACUUCGUGUAAUGGUGGACAGGAAAGACAUGUUGAGUCUAGAGAGAAGAGAAAAAUCCAUUUCAAAUAAUAUGGUUAUUGUCGAGAGAGAAUUAAGCCAGCAACAGCAGGUAAGUCACUGUGAUCCAGUAAUGUCUCGAAGGUUAUGCUUUACGCUACAGAAUGGUUCUCAUGUAGAUGAUGUAAAUAAGUUGUCUGAACCAAAAGAAAAAAAUUCCAGAGAGAGUAAAGGUUUUUCUGAAGAUGAGGAAAUUAAAUUGAAUAUGCAUAGGAAAAGAUCUAAAGCAGAAGCUAUGAUGGCCAAUUCCCUGACCUCUCCAAAUCUUGAGCAUCAAAAUAGAGACCUGGACAUGAAUUUUGAAGAAGAUAAGACCUAUGAUCCUCAAUUUCUUUACACAUGCAGUUUCAACAAUGAUUCAAAGAAUCUUGGAGAUUGUGAUUCCUCUAACGUUAACUAUGAUACUGCCAACAAUACUAGUCAAGAAGUAAAUUUCCCAGACGUGCCUAUUGAGCCAGUUCUUGCUGAAAGUCAAGAGCCAGACAUUCACACUGCAAAUAUAUCUAACACUGCUAAUUGUCAAGGCUGUGAACAGAAUGUGCUUCAUGACUGUGAAGUCACUAAUGCAAGUCAAAAUGUUAACAUUUGUAACGCCAGCAUUGACAAAGAUCAGAAUGAUUUUGAUAGAGAUUCCAAAGGAAACUCUUUCUCAUGUGGAGUAUUAGAGGAGGAUUUGGAAAAUUUAUUAACUUGUGGCCAGAGAGAGAGUGGACUUGGUGAGUAUAAAGCAGAAAGUUCCCAAAAGCAUGGAUGUAGUCUUCCAGGAAAUGCUGAAAAAAUUGGGGAAGAGUGUGAGGAUUUCCAACUUACACCAUUGCCAACAAGUUUGUCUCCCGAUGCCAUUUUGCCCUGCACGCAAGAAUCUGUUUUUAGAAUUAAUCUUGUGGUUGAUGAAACACUUUCCCAUAUGGAUGCAAAUUUUAUAGAUGAUGGUGUUCGUUUUGUUCCAGAAACCCAAAGUCAGUUCUUGACUGAGACUUGUGAUAAAGAUGGUGGCAUUGGUGAUGACUUGGGAAAUAUUAAUUCCAUGGGUGAGCCUCAAUCAGAGGACAAUACAAAGGAAAAUAUUCUACCUGGAACGCAACAGAAUAUAAUAGCUGAUUCACAGUACUCCUUGACUCCAGCUCAACGAGUACAGAGUUCUGACAUUAAAGAUGUGCAAGAUAUGGACCCCUCGCUACACAAUAUGAAAAACAUGUAUAAUGCUGACUUUUGCAAAACCGAGGAAGAAUUGGGUGCAGGUGAUCAGCCAGAUGAAUCACUGAUUAUGGAAGAUAGUAAAAUUGGGAUUUUGGAUGACUCACUCCCUACAGCAUUAGCAUCAGUAAGUGUUCCUUUGAAACAUAAGUCUGUUAAUAAUUACCAUCUACCGGUCACUCCACCAGGCCAAAGGGCAAACUUGUUUAGUGAUGAUAAUACAGAUAAAUUCAACUCUGCAAAGAGUGCAGUGGAAAGAAUUGUGCAUUCUCAGUGUCUUCGUACACCUCCAGUAGAUGAAGAUGACCAAAAUGAAUUUAGUGAUAGCCAAGAAUUUAUAGGUCCCAGUCAAGAUGAGAUUACUACUGAUGCAUACAAAAUGUACCGGCUUGAUUUAAAAAAUUCACACAGCAGUUUCUCAGCUGGAAGUACAGUGUCUGAUAGUGUAAAUGGAAGUGACACAGAGGUCACAUCUGAUAAUGUUUAUGGAUCUCUUCCAGCAAUGCAGGACAUUUCUUUUUCACCUUCACAACAAACGGUUCAGACUCUCAGACCAAAAAGAGUUCAGACUGGCAAGGAAAACAUUUUGGAGAUAACUCCCUUAUCUCAGAUGGUUUGUGUAGUACAAGAGGAGGAGCUAGAACUUUUGUCCCAUGAUAUUAAUUCUGGUGACACAAAUUGCAAGAAACCAUCAAGUAAUGGCAGCCUUGCCUUUGCUUCCAGUAGUGAAGUGGCUAAACUACAAGACCUUUUUUAUCGCCAAGCAAGAAAUGAAAGUUCCAGUAAUAUAAUAAGCAAGGCAUCCACGCAGGUCAUUAAUAAAAAUUGCAAUAUACCGGUAAAUAUCAGCAGUGCUCAAGAUAAUUCCAAGAGUAUCACGAAUAAAACCAGUAAUAUAUAUGAGCCACUGGAAGUAAAGGGAGGUAGUGGCAUAGAAAGUUGGGGAUUUAAGAAUGAAGAAGCAAAUGAAGAAAUGACAAAAGAAUAUAAAGUAGAAGCUUGGGAUUUUCGAAUUGAAGAAACGGAAGGUGAUAGCAUGUCAGAAACUUGUGGGUCAGUGACUGGAGAAACUGUGGAAGAUAAUGAGUGUUUAUUUACUAUUGCAAGUGGUGGUGGAGAGAGAGACAAUUCCGAACCUGCAUUUAUUGGGACAAAUUAUGCGAGCAAAAUUACAGUUGACCCAUGCAGCAAGCAAGAUAAGAGAGUCAACAGAUUGAAAGAAAAGCGGAGAAAAAAGAAGGGAAGGACUGAGCGGAAAUCUUCUGAACCAGUACAUGUUGGCAAAAAUGAUGUAAAUAAACUUCAAAAUGAAAAGCCGUACCACAGAAAUGAUACAGGUGAGAAAGUUAGAGGAAAGCCACCCAAAAAUAAAGUUAAAAAUGCUUUUGGAACUUCUCAUACUGAAUCUUGGAAUGAAUUUUUAGAUGAUCUCCCUGCUCCGAUUUUAAAUCAGAUUAAUUGGAAAGACAAAGACAACAUUCAUGUUAGUCAUCCCAAAAAAAUAAAGAAAAAGAAAAUUUCUUACAAAGAUGGAAAAUGUAGAGAAUUAAGACUAGUUAAAAAAUGUGGAGGUAAAUCUCAGGACAAUCAAGACCAUAAAUUAUCCUGGUUAGAAGAUUUGCCUUUGCCAUUUGACACUUUGCCUGAGACAGGCGAGAUGAGCAUAAAUGUUGGGCUUGAUUCUUUCAGUGAUCAAAGUAGUUUGAUACAGUUUGAGAGUUCUGAAGUUGAGGAAACAAGAUUUAUAACGAAGAAAAUAAAAAAUAAACAGAAAGCUAAAGUAACUAAAAAGCGGGAACAGGGUGUAACUACUGAUGUAAUGUGUACACCAUCUUUAUCAAAUGGUAAGGUAUUCAAAUUUAAAGAAAAAAACAAAAAGAACAAAAUGCCUCUGAAUGAUAGUGAAAGCUCUAACUCAGAUGCUAACAAAUAUGAAAUAGAUAGUUACGGUGCUUCGUCAAGUAGAGUCAAGAAGCGUAAACAAAAUUCUGAAAAUGAAGUACAGAUAAUUGCGGAAAUAAGCGUCAUUAGACCGAGUGAAUCUGUUAAUGGAUCUCGCUCUAAAUUCAAGAAGAAAAAAUCAAAACGUGCACAGCUCAUUAGUGAAACUGAAAGAGCGCUGCCACAUUCAGCAAGAUUUCUGGAAAGCGAUGAAUUAUCCCAUAGAAAUUCUAAAAAAAAAUGCAAAGAUAUCUUAAGGGAAACCGAGGGAAUACAUGGUGUAAAAUCAGUUGAAGGUUUGAGAUCAAUGGAUUUUUGUCAGGACCCCAAGAGAAAACUAAGAACAAAGAAGUGGCAAGUUGACAUUCAAAAUUUAACGUACCCAUGCAACAAAUUAAAAAAAAGAAAAAGUGGACUUAUGGGCUUACAUAGUUCUUUUGACCGCAGUGUACAUUGUGAGGAAGAAUCUCGGAAAAAAAUGCAUGAUUUAGAGGAGGAAGUUAAGGAGAAGGACUUGAGCAUUAACUUGUUUUCAAGUAAAAAAAAGAAAAAGAAAAAACAUGGUGAGAGAGAGAAUAUUGAGCUAGUUCAAGAGAAAAGUAUUAGCAUGCCUGAAAGACUAAGCACAUCAGUUGAUGAUGUUACUGAAUCACUAGGAAUGAUGAACCAGCUAGUAUUUUCAUCUAAUGAUAAAUUGAAGAUGUCACAAUGUGUAAGUAAGCAACAUAAAAAACAAGGGAAACAAACUUCUGAAAAACAUUUAUCUGACAUUGACGAAAGUUUAAAAAUUCAAGGCAACUCUGUUGAGGUGUCUAAUAGGAGUCCUAGAGAUAUGUCUCAUAAAAUGAAGAACCAUUUGUCAAAAACUAAAAAGCCAUUUUCAAAAGAAAUUGCAAAGAGCACCACUAAUUUAGAUGUAACCUACAAGAAUAUUGACACCCCAAGUAAAAUACGCAAGAAGGGCAGGGAUCCUCUUAGUGAAAUUGGAUAUUAUAUCGGUUAUCCAGCACAAAGAACAGUAAGCAUUGUUAAUGAUGAUAAAAUUAAUAAAUUACAUGUUGCAGUCUCGGUUGCCCAAGGUAUGAAGCGUGGACAAUUGGAGUCUGAAUCAAAUAAUACUGUUAUGUCGAUGACUUGUGAAUAUUCUGAGGCGACAGUUGGCAAAAAGGCUGCAGUACCUGAAUCGAUCAAAAAAAGGAAAAGUUCUGCUAGACUAUCUCAGAGAUUGUUAGAGAAACGUGUUCAGCCAUCUCCUCCAUGGCAGAAUCAUCCUAAAUUUAAUAGGAGAUCUCAUAAGCUUUUCAAUCCAAAUGAUGGUCAACUUUUGUAAGAUUAUCAAUAAUAAGUUCUGUAACAUUUUCAGGAAAUUUGAUAUAAUUUGCACAUUUUCCAUGUGUUCAUAUAUUGUAAAAAAUAAUUAUUUAAGUUCAGUGUACCAAAGAUGGUCUUGCAGUAUGUAAAAAUUUUAUUUCUUAGAAACUUUAUUUUCAUGUUCUGAAUUGGAUUCAAGCAAUCAAAAUGUCAAGAAUUUAUUGCCAUGAUGUAUGCUCUUAAAAUUAGCGCAAGUUAUACUAUAUCAGCCUUGUAACUUGCUUAGAUUAAAAUUUUAGAUUUAAAUGAUUGUUAAAAAAAAUUAUUUUUACUGUUCAAAGUUUAGAUUUGUUGUUGGUCAAUUGGGUAUUUUUUUUCCAGUUAGACUUGCUGGUACACUUUAUUUUAACUAAUUGCUCAAAAGUAUUUUUGUACAUGCCUAAGAUUUUUUAAUAAAAUGUUCAAACAGUGCCAAA